AGGGAUGGAGGUGGGAGGUUUGCAGGGGGAGGCCGGAGGGUGCUGGGUGUGGGUGUGAAAAGGCUGGGGAGACACCAGUUCUCUGUCCGUCGUGCCUGGUGCAGUGCUUUAUGCACCGCAGGCCUCAGUCACUGUUGCUGCCAGAGUGUGUUCUUUGGGAGAAGGGAAGGGCAGGGGUUGGAGAAAAGGGAAUCCUUGCGGGAAACGUAGUGGGAGUGUGUGCAGGGAGCGAGAGGCCGAAGGGAAAGAUGCCGGGUAGGUGGAGGAAUGCAGAGGGUGGCUGUGGAGGAGUCUUGAGGAGUCCGGGGGGUAUUCAUUGUGCAGAUACAUUAGGGAUUUCGUUAUGGAAAGAACUGAAGCGUUUCUAAGGAAAGGAAAGAAGGGAUGCAAGGAGUUUCCGCGAAUAGAAAGGACCGCGUUUGAAGCCAGAGGAAGUGCUGAAUACUAGAGACUAUGAAGAGAAUGCAUGAUAGAAUAGACAGAUGUAGUAGAAUUAAUAAAUGUUGGCCCAAGGACUAAAGAGUUAUUCCAGAUGGGCCAGGAUGGCCUAGUUCUGAACCUGUUUGGGCUCUUCUGUAGAUGACAUCUGGACUUGGAUGGCAUAAGUGAUUAAAGUGGUGUUGAGGGUCUCUGAAGCUUACGAAAGGUAGAAACUCAACCAUGAUUUCUUUUUCAACUCUACAGCAUUCCCUUCCUUGAAGUCUUCGUUUUUACCUUAGUCUCAGGCAGUUAUACUUAAGCAUGAACAUUGACGACAAACUGGAAGGAUUAUUUCUUAAAUGUGGCGGCAUAGACGAAAUGCAGUCUUCCAGGGCAAUGGUUGUAAUGGGUGGAGUGUCUGGCCAGUCUACCGUGUCUGGGGAACUGCAGGAGUCGGUACUUCAAGACCGGAGUAUGCCUCACCAGGAGAUCCUUGCUGCAGAUGAAGUGUUACAAGAAAGUGAAAUGAGACAACAGGAUAUGAUAUCACAUGAUGAACUCAUGGUCCAUGAGGAGACAGUAAAAAAUGAUGAAGAGCAGAUGGAAACACAUGAAAGACUUCCUCAAGGACUACAGUAUGCACUUAAUGUCCCUAUAAGUGUAAAGCAGGAAAUUACUUUUACUGAUGUAUCUGAGCAACUGAUGAGAGACAAAAAACAAAUCAGAGAGCCAGUAGACUUACAGAAAAAGAAGAAACGGAAACAACGUUCUCCUGCAAAAAUCCUUACAAUAAAUGAGGAUGGAUCACUUGGUUUGAAAACCCCUAAAUCUCACGUUUGUGAGCACUGCAAUGCUGCCUUUAGAACGAACUAUCACUUACAGAGACAUGUCUUCAUUCAUACAGGCGAAAAACCAUUUCAAUGUAGUCAAUGUGACAUGCGUUUCAUACAGAAGUACCUGCUACAGAGACAUGAGAAGAUUCAUACUGGUGAAAAACCAUUUCGCUGUGAUGAAUGUGGUAUGAGAUUCAUACAAAAAUAUCACAUGGAAAGGCAUAAGAGAACUCAUAGUGGAGAAAAACCCUACCAGUGUGAAUACUGUUUACAGUAUUUUUCCAGAACAGAUCGUGUAUUGAAACAUAAACGUAUGUGCCAUGAAAAUCAUGACAAAAAACUAAACAGAUGUGCCAUCAAAGGUGGCCUUCUGACAUCUGAGGAAGAUUCUGGCUUUUCUACAUCACCAAAAGAUAGCUCACUGCCAAAAAAGAAAAGGCAGAAAACUGAGAAAAAAUCAUCUGGGAUGGACAAAGAGAGUGCUUUGGACAAAUCUGACCUGAAGAAAGACAAAAAUGAUUACUUGCCUCUUUAUUCUUCAAGUACUAAAGUAAAAGAUGAGUAUAUGGUAGCGGAGUAUGCUGUUGAAAUGCCACAUUCGUCAGUUGGGGGAUCGCAUUUAGAAGAUGCAUCAGGAGAAAUACAUCCACCUAAGUUGGUUCUCAAAAAAAUUAACAGUAAGAGAAGUCUGAAACAGCCACUGGAGCAAAAUCAAACAAUUUCGCCUUUAUCCACAUAUGAAGAGAGUAAAGUUUCAAAGUAUGCUUUUGAACUCGUGGAUAAACAAGCUUUACUGGACUCAGAAGGCAAUGCUGACAUCGAUCAGGUUGAUAAUUUGCAGGAGGGGCCCAGUAAACCUGUGCACAGUAGCACUAAUUAUGAUGAUGCCAUGCAGUUUUUGAAGAAGAAGCGGUAUCUUCAAGCAGCAAGUAACAAUAGUAGGGAAUAUGCGCUGAAUGUGGGUACCAUAGCUUCUCAGCCUUCUGUAACACAAGCGGCUGUGGCAAGUGUCAUUGAUGAAAGUACUACGGCGUCCAUACUAGAUUCACAGGCAUUGAAUGUGGAGAUUAAGAGUAACCACGACAAAAAUGUUAUUCCAGAUGAGGUACUGCAGACUCUCUUGGAUCAUUACUCCCAUAAAGCUAAUGGACAGCAUGAGAUAUCAUUCAGUGUUGCGGACACUGAGGUGACUUCUAGCAUAUCAAUAAAUUCUUCAGAAGUACCUGAGGUCACCCAGGCAGAGAAUGUUGGAUCAAGCUCCCAAGCAUCCUCAUCAGAUAAAGCCAACAUGUUGCAGGAAUACUCAAAGUUUCUGCAGCAGGCUUUGGACAGAACUAGCCAAAAUGAUGCCUAUUUGAAUAGCCCGAGCCUUAACUUUGUGACUGAUAACCAGACCCUUCCAAAUCAGCCAGCAUUCUCUUCCAUAGACAAGCAAGUCUAUGCAGCCAUGCCCAUCAACAGCUUUCGAUCAGGAAUGAAUUCUCCACUAAGAACAACUCCAGAUAAGUCCCACUUUGGACUAAUAGUUGGUGAUUCACAGCACUCGUUUCCCUUUUCAGGUGAUGAGACAAACCAUGCUUCUGCCACAUCAACACAGGACUUUUUGGAUCAAGUGACUUCUCAGAAAAAAGCUGAGGCUCAGCCUGUCCACCAAGCUUACCAAAUGAGCUCCUUUGAACAGCCCUUCCGUGCUCCGUAUCAUGGAUCAAGAGCUGGAAUAGCUACUCAGUUUAGCACUGCCAACGGACAGGUGAACCUCCGGGGACCAGGGACAAGUGCUGAAUUUCCAGAAUUCCCCUUGGUGAAUGUAAAUGAUAACAGAGCUGGGAUGACGUCUUCACCUGACGCCACAACCAGCCAGACGUUCGGCUAAGCAGAUGUGUAAAUAAUACUGGCACUUUAGAACAGAUUGAUCAAGAGUGGGGUUACUCUGUGUAAAAUGGAGUGCUGUACAGACUUAAGAGCAAUGCGUUAUAACAAGUUAAGCUGAUAGGAAUAGCACGAUAAUCCAAUAACUGCAUUUUGUUUGGUUAGUCAGCAUUCUUUGAACUGCCUUACAUGUUGUCACCUUUAUAGAAGCAAUGCAUUACUUGUUUUAGAACAGAAACUUGCUAUUCCACCUACACCGAGUUUAAAAGGAAAAAAAAGACUUUCGCACACUCGUUUCCUAACCGAUAACGUUGUACAUUCUGAGGAGAUUAGUAAUUGUGUGAAAUUUACUCAUACUGUUUCUAAGUUUUUCAGCAUAGUCAUUGCACUUCAGCAGGGAAUCUGAGUAUACUUUACAGACAGAGUGAACUUAAAAGUUUAAAUGUCAAGAGAUUAUGGCUUAAAUAAAUUAGUGUGUCCUAUAGGGGGAAAAAAGAAACCAAGAAACCACCUUUUAAAAAGAAUGAUAUGCCAUAUACCCUUGAUUUUCAUUUCGCAUUAUACUGACUUUUUUUUUUUGAGAAAAAAAGUAAUAAAAAUCUGAUAGUCUAAGACUCCACUAUUUAAAGGCCUAAUUACUUUUAAAAUAUGCAUACUUUCAAAACUUUUACCAAAAUACGUAACUGUUGAAGCAUUCACUUCUCUAUGGAAGUAUGCAUAUUGGUGUCAGUUUCUUUGUACAGUUGUACUUAGAUAUUUUUUAUGAUUUUUCAUGUGCAGGUAUCAAGGUUUUGAAGUUUUAGUAAAAAGAUAUUCUGUAGAUUACAUUCCCAAGAACAUAAUGCUUACACAAAAUGUAUAUUCCACGUUUUAAAGCUUAAUUGUAUUUUACUUUACAUAUACACUUCAGUUAACAUAGAGCACUUAGAAUCUAUUUGGUAUUUUUGAUUUCUCAAAGUAAAAAAAAAAUUAGAUUUUUAGGUUUGAUAUGGUUGUGUCAUAAUCAUCUCAUAAUUGACUAUUUUAAUUUUUGGCAAUAAAAGGAAAUUGGGUAUCUUUGGAACUGUAAAACCUGGUUUAAUCCUUCUCUUUCUAGAAUCUUGAUAGAUUGGAUAAUUAAACAGUAUCCAGAGAAACUAAAGAAAUGGGCAUUUUAAUUGCUUAUUUUAUCUUGAAUUACUUUUUAAUGAACACUGCUCAUUACAAUUUUACAAACCAAAAGUGUUUACUAAUUCUAGUAACUACAAUUUCUUUUUCAGCUAGAUGAGUGAUCGGAAAUUUUUUGUUGCAUUUCAAAAUCUAAAUAAACUACAGACUUUAUCCUUAUACCACGAAUGUUUUUUUUUUUUAUACUUUGUCUUAAAAUAAUACAGCAUGGUACAAUAAAUAGUGCUUUUAUAUAAACACAUAUAUAUACUUUUCUAAAGAAUGACGGUUUGAGUUACACAUGGACAGUUCUAAUUUUUGGAAAAUAACAUUAGUUCUAUUGAUAUUAUGCUCUUUAAUUUGUUCCAACUUUUUAUUUUAAUUUCCAACAACUUUGUCACAAUGCACAUACUGAUGUAGCACCAGUGAUAAUCUAAAAUGAAUAUCCUUGGAAGGUAAAACUUUAUUGUUGCUAAUUUCCACUUUAACUUUUAUGUUGGCCCUAUAGAUCUGCAGUCUUUUUCAGUAUAGAAUGUUAUACGUUUAAAUUAUUUUUUCUUUUAUUUAAUGUUAUCCGAAGAGUGUUCUCAUAAAGAAAGGGAACAAAGAAAAUAUCCACCCUUAACAUCUUUUACAUUUAUUUUGAAUAUUUUGGUGUUUUAUGAUAAUGAGUAUAAAUUAUGUUUAAUGUGGUUUCCUCUAUACUUUGGUUAUUAAGCUUUGCUUGAAAUAUUAAUUUUCCUAUUUGACAGCUUUGCUGCCAAAUUUUUCAAGAAUUUCAGACUUCUUUGAAGUAGAUAUUUAAGUUCUGCCAUUAUUGACUUUUAAGAAUGGUGUGUGUUGUGUUACACAUCACACAAUUGCAAGAAGGCUUUGUUCAAGUGAGAUGUUAAAGAUGGAACUGUGCUCAUCCUAUACAGGCGUUUGUAUUUUUCUCAUACUACUAUUUGAUAAUAGGCAUUUAUUUCCUGAGUUGGUUUUUUAUUUUGAGCCUGAUCAAAAAUUUUGUUCUAUUAACAGCUUUGAUGUAGUUCUUGGUACAGUAUACAGUUUGUUUUAACAUCACCGGCACAGUUUUUAGAAUGUGACUCUGCUGCUGAGCAGUUAGGUUAAGCUAAGGAAGGAAGGCCUUUGCAAAUGGUAGUUAUGCAAGCAGAAGUUCAGGUGUUGCAUUCCUGUCUUCAACACAUUUCUUUAAAUCUACAUAAUGGCAGACUUUUCUACCACAUUGUAAGCAUUUUUGAGAAAAGUGAUACUUUAGCAUAACUUACUGACUCACCAUUUAAGUUUAGUAGUCAUCGCUCUCUUACUGUGAAAUUCUAAAUGCCUACCAGAGUUACCUUGUAUUAUCAUCAUAUGAUAAACAUCUCAGCAGUUUGGGUUUCCCCACUUGGGUGUAGAAAGUUACUUCAUUUCUAUCCGGGCAUUAAUAGUAAAAGUAAGUAGCCUUUUGUGCUGCUGUAGAUCAGAAUAUUGAGGCUAUGAGAUACCCUUUUGCAAUUUGGUUCUCAUUUCUCUCAGUGAGCAAAUUGUUCUAUUAAAAUAUGCUCUUCUACCGUUGAACUUUUUGGUCUUUGUGAGUAAGGUAUGCUUUUUUCACUUAGGACCUACUCUCAUGUUUGAAGAUUGGAAACAGGUUGUGUUAGAUGAGGUAAUAUCUGUUGAACAUCUUCUAAAAGCCUUUUUUUUUUUAACAUCUUAUUGUACACAUAUUUCAUUUGGUUCAGAAUAUUUGAGUGGCUCUUAAAUCUUUUGGAUCUCCUUGCAGAUUUUCUACUUGAUACCAUAGAAACCCAUCCUUUUAGCUUUGGCUAAGGACUAUCAGUGAUCGGGUAAUUUUCCCUUGCUGAGAGGCAAAAGAGGUCUUGUGCUCAGGGUAGGCUUUCAUUUCCACAGGGGAGAGAAACUUGCAAAGUGCCAGCUAGGUUAGAUCUUUUGCCACUUCUUUCAUUUUAUCAAUUUGAGUUUUUAAAGGGCUGUUUAAAAAAAAAAAAAGCCGGGAAACUUUAAAAGUAGGCAUUACUGUAGUACUACAUUUCUUAGACAUAGAACAUCUUAAACUAGAACUUGUUUUUUCACAGUAUAAUUACUUGAAGAAGCACUAUUAUAAUCAAUGAGAAACUUUUUGACACUGCAAUUUAAUUUAAACUUUUUCCGUUUCAAAUUGCUUUAUUUCAGGGAAAUAAUUUUCCAGUUGUUUUUGCUAUAUUCUGCAAAUAAAACCGUAUGUUUCCUUUUUUCACUUAAACUUUGGUAGGAAACAAAACUAAAGCAGACAAACAUUUCUUGUUGUGUUUGUUGCUUUCUUUAAUCCAAUGGAUAAAAAAGUAAAACCCUGUAAACAUUAUUUUAUUUUUUUAUGCAAUACCAUGCUGUAAAUACGGUUCAUCAAAUAAGGAUGUACCUAUGAUUGAAUCUUUAAUUCUGCACAGUUAGAGUUUAUAUAUAAACGUGUCUUGACAAUCAAGGACUUUUAUGUGAGUCUUCCUUUAUGAUGUUUAUUAAUGUUAUGCAUUCCAUUUGUUUUGAAGUGAGUACCAAUGUGCUAAUUUGUAUUGUCUGAAAGUAUGUAAUGUUUUUACAGCUUGUUUUUAAGAAUCUGUAAAUAUGUACAAACAAAUCACAGUACUGCUUUAUGUUAGAAGGCAUAUGAUGUUGUACUGUAUGUAAGCAAUAAUACAUAGCAGUGCUAACUUUACAAGUAGCAUCAGGAAAGUUCUAAAAACAUUUCAGAGUUAUUAAUUAUCCUUAUUUCAUUUAAUAAUGAUUAUCUUUAAUCAGUUUUUAUAAGCAAAUUCCAUUGUUCCUCCUAUUGGAACAUAACACUGUUUACACAGCAUAAUUGAAGUUGCAGGGGAGACAGGCUAAAUCUGACUUCAUCUGUACUCACUUUCACUAAGCAUUGAAUGGCCUUACCACUCUUCUGCAAGAUGGAGGAAGACCGCAAAACUUAGUGCCCAUCACACUGAAGGAAGGGGGUGUGUUGUUUUGUUUUGUUUUUUCCUGCUUCUGUACUGCUACCUAACUUUGUGGUUUGCUUUGGAUUUUAAUAUUUGUUUCUGUUUUAGAUUCAAGCCCGUAAGUUUUGAGGUGACUUCAGCUCCAUUGUGAAAUAGUUCUCUUCAUAUUUCAUAGCUACAUUUCAAUAAUUCUAUACUUUCUACUUUGAUUUUUAGAUACUUAUUUUUCAAGCUUGAUUUCUCAGCUGAUCAGAUGAAUUUAUUCAACUUCAAAGAAAGACAAACCUAUUGUAGUUUGAAUUGAGUAGAUAUUAUACUGUACAGAACAGCUAUUUGAACACACACAUCACUGCUUUAGAAAUAAAACCGCCAAUUUAUAAAUGUAUAUGACCUACAUUUUAUAGGAGAAAUGUUUUUAAAUGCUAGUCAUUUAUAUAAUAAUGUGCUUUGAAGGAUUUGCUAGUCCACUUCUGUCACUUUUUAGUACACUGGUAUCUUUUAUAUGUAAUGUAUGCUUUUUAUUAUUGUAGCAAAGCAUUUCAGUAGAACGAAUUUUGCAACAAUAUGGGGGAAAUUUUUCAUUGUUGGAUUUGAAUUAUACUGGAUUUUAUCUGUGUAGUCUUGUCUUUAUUUUAAUGCUGUCUGGAAGGGAACUUGGUAUCCAAAUAAAGCAGGUAACCUCAUUUUACUUCAAGGGCAUACUGUGUAGUGCUGAAUUUAAUCUGGAAAUCUGAUGAUUUUGAAAAGAGAAACACGUUUAUAAAAAUUGUACAGAAGAAAUUAAAUGUGUGAUGGAAAUCCUGAUGGUGGAGCACGUUGAAUUUUCUGAUACAUAGUGUUAUUUUCCUGGGAUCCCCUAUGCCUUCUUUGUAUUUCAACUAAUAAAGGAAAAAAACCCUGUCAUUAAAACUGGUAGGAUAAUAGGAUAUUCUGAUUAUACAGUAUUACUUAUCCCAUUUUCUGACCCUUUCUCAGUCACUGUAAAUUUUUAUUUUCUAUUUCCUAUUGAUAAUUAAACAUGUACAUAAUAUAGACACUGUUGUAUAAAACUGAAUGAAUUGGGUUGUUAUGCUUGAAUGGGUAACUAAAUGGAAAUAUGGAUACUGAGAAUUAUUAAUGUCAGAACAAAUUUCCAGGAGAAAGAGAGGCAUCAUAUGUCCUGGGAAGGUCACAGCAGAUGUUUCUUCAACCCCCUGGGUUAUCUGUGUGAAAGAAUCAACUCUAAACUCAGUAUCUUCUACAAGUGGGUCUUUCCUUCCCCACCUCCCCCCAAAUACAUGAGCAUUAAAUUUCAAAAUCUACUCAGGUGAAAAUUGCUUUGCAAUGGAACUUAUCACAUUGAAAUUUUCACUGUUAAAGAUACUUGUGAUAUUUUUAAAUACAAACUUUGACAUCAGUAGUCAGCCUGACAAUUGAAAUCUGGUAAGCCAGUGUGUUUUAAAAAUACAUUUUAUCCUCCAAAUCGAAUUGUUUUUAAACAAUCGGGAGGACUUGUUUGUUUAAAUGCAUUUUUUAAUUGUCACUGUAAAAAUAAAAUCUUGCUUGACCCCA
Molecule: messenger RNA, 8779 nt
Organism: Zalophus californianus (California sea lion)
Lineage: Eukaryota; Metazoa; Chordata; Mammalia; Carnivora; Otariidae
Gene: ZNF148
Product: zinc finger protein 148
Exons: 8
Coding region: 742-3126 (794 amino acids)
Biological process (GO): regulation of transcription by RNA polymerase II
Molecular function (GO): DNA-binding transcription factor activity, RNA polymerase II-specific; RNA polymerase II cis-regulatory region sequence-specific DNA binding
Source: RefSeq, a predicted model, not a curated record